Knipowitschia caucasica is the source of this 1782-nucleotide messenger RNA. Lineage: Eukaryota; Metazoa; Chordata; Actinopteri; Gobiiformes; Gobiidae. The record is from the annotation of a GenBank genome assembly.
AUGCGUCUCCUCUCGCUGGCCGUGCUGCUGUGGUGCUCCUGCGCCCGGGCCGGCUGCGAGCCCAAGAUCGUGAACAUAGGCGCAGUGCUGAGCCAGAAGCGCUACGAGCAGGUGUUCAAGGAUGCGGUGGCGCAGGCGAACCAGGUCUACGGCCGGGACAAGUUCAAGCUCACCGCCAUCUCCGUGACGCACAAGCCCAACGCGAUCCAGAUGGCGCUGUCGGUGUGUGAGGACCUGAUCUCCAGCCAGUACUUUUGGUCCAUUCCUCAAAGGCUCCUCACCUCCUCCCACCUCUGCUCCUCACCUCCUCCCACCUCUGCUCCCCUCCUCCCACCUCUGCUCACCUCCUCCCACCUCUGCUCACCUCCUCCCACCUCUGCUCACCUCCUCCCACCUCUGCUCACCUCCUUCCACCUCUGCUCCUCACCUCCUCCCACCUCUGCUCCUCACCUCCUCCCACCUCUGCUCCCCUCCUCCCACCUCUGCUCCUCACCUCCUCCCACCUCCCAUCCUCACCUCCUCCCACCUCUGCUCCUCACCUCUGCUCUUCACCUCCUCCCACCUCUGCUCACCUCCUUCCACCUCUGCUCCUCACCUCCUCCCACCUCUGCUCCUCACCUCCUCCCACCUCUGCUCCUCACCUCCUCCCACCUCUGCUCCUCACCUCCUCCCACCUCUGCUCUUCACCUCCUCCCACCUCUGCUCACCUCCUUCCACCUCUGCUCCUCACCUCCUCCCACCUCUGCUCCUCACCUCCUCCCACCUCCCAUCCUCACCUCCUCCCACCUCUGCUCCUCACCUCCUCCCACCUCUGCUCCUCACCUCCUCCCACCUCCCAUCCUCACCUCCUCCCACCUCUGCUCCUCACCUCCUCCCACCUCUGCUCCUCACCUCCUCCCACCUCCCAUCCUCACCUCCUCCCACCUCUGCUCCCCUCCUCCCACCUCUGCUCCUCACCUCCUCCCACCUCCCAUCCUCACCUCCUCCCACCUCUGCUCCUCACCUCCUCCCACCUCUGCUCCCCUCCUCCCACCUCUGCUCCCCUCCUCCCACCUCUGCUCCCCUCCUCCCAUCUCUGCUCCUCACCUCCUCCCACCUCUGCUCCUCACCUCCUCCCACCUCUGCUCCCCUCCUCCCACCUCUGCUCCCCUCCUCCCACCUCUGCUCCCCUCCUUCCACCUCUGCUCCUCACCUCCUCCCACCUCCCAUCCUCACCUCCUCCCACCUCUGCACCCCUCCUCCCACCUCUGCUCCUCACCUCCUCCCACCUCUGCUCCCCUCCUCCCACCUCUGCUCCUCACCUCCUCCCACCUCUGCUCCCCUCCUCCCACCUCUGCUCCCCUCCUCCCAUCUCUGCUCCUCACCUCCUCCCACCUCUGCUCCCCUCCUCCCACCUCUGCUCCUCACCUCUUCCCACCUCUGCUCCUCACCUCCUCCCACCUCUGCUCCCCUCCUCCCACCUCUGCUCCUCACCUCCUCCCACCUCUGCUCCCCUCCUCCCACCUCUGCUCCUCACCUCCUCCCACCUCUGCUCCCCUCCUCCCACCUCUGCUCCUCACCUCCUCCCACCUCUGCUCACCUCCUCCCACCUCUGCUCCUCACCUUCUCCCACCUCUGCUCCUCACCUCCUCCCACCUCUGCUCCUCACCUCCUCCCACCUCUGCUCCUCACCUCCUCCCACUGCUGCUGCCACACAUUAAAAUCAUCGUUAUUGUGUGUCUUCCCGAUGUUAGUCCAUGUUUCACUAACGACCUCAGCUGGCGUUCACGUCACAGUAAAUGA